AUGACCAGUCCAUCUCGUCCGUUCGUGCCCUCUACGCCCCACUGCGCGAUCCCCCCCCAUCAACAGGUCAUCUUCCUCGCGCGAGCACACCAGCGCUACGGGUUCGUCCUCGCUGAGCCAGCCCCUUGCUCCUCCUCCUCCUCCUCCUCCUCCUCGUGCAAAACAAACGACCCCAAGCCACAACCAUCAUCACUUCCGGUGGAAGCUCCUACCCCCAUCCAGUUGCCCUCGGAUCAGAGGAAGAGAAAAGAAUUUUUCGGGCGAAAAGGCGACGACGUCAAUGGCGGGGUCGGCGGCGGCGGCAUCAGGCAUGGCAACGAGGCCAUGGGGGAGGAGGAGAAAGGGUGGGGAGUGGGUUGGGAGAGCAGUCGGGCGGAAGGAGGCUUGCGGGAUGGCUGCAGCAGCGGUAGCGCAGCGGACUACGCGAUGCAGGAUGACGACGCCGACCACGACAGGCACGAUGGCGCGGCGGCAGCGGCAGCGGCAGCGGCGGCGGCGGCGGCGGCGGCGGCUGGUGCCGGGGUUCGUGCUCUUAGUGAGGAAGGUGUCGCAAAGUUUGCUGCACUUGCCGCCUUCGCUGAAACCACCGACAUCGCUGUCUCAGCAGCGGUCCCCGCCGCUACCGAGCUGUCGGAGUGCAACGCGUCGGUCGAGGGUAGCGGCGGCACCGGCGGCGGCGGCGGCGGCGGCAACGGCGGCGGCGGCGGCAACGGCGGAGGCGGGCCUAACAGCAGCGGUGUUGUCGACACGGGCGGGGUGGGUAGCGACACGCCGAAAGAGCGGAGGAGCAGUGGCCACGGGGCUUCUGGUGGGAGCGGGGUGGUAUCAGGCGACAACGCCGGCGCUGAUGCGAAGCCGAGAGGCGGGUGGAGGAUAGGGGAAGACCUUUCAAUGCCCCAGGCCGGGGCUCACGCCGUGUGGAGCCGCUUCAAGGAGGCGCUUGAAGUUAAGGCGGCAGCGGCGGUGGCAGGAGGGGGCGGGGGCGAGGCUGCCGCCGCGGGGAGGAGGAGAAGGGCCAGGGCGGCCGGUAAGGAGCUGGUUGAUGAAGUGCUGCUGGAGGAGAAGAGGGAGGCCGUGUUGACUGCGGUCCGAUGGGCUUGGAAGGGAUACACCACCCACGCCUGGGGAACGGACGAGCUCAACCCCUUGACGAGGCGAGGCAAGACUUCCUUCAGACUCGGCCUAACCAUCGUCGACUCGAUGGACACGCUCUGGCUGGCCGGAGAGAGGGAGGAGUUCGCCCGGUGCCUGCAUUGGGUGACCAACGUCAUGGACCUGGACGUCGACCAGAACGUGAACGUCUUCGAGACGACCAUCCGGGUGCUCGGAGGACUGCUGGCGGCGUAUCACCUUUCCGGCGAGGAGGCCCUCCUGACCAAGGCCGCAGACCUCGGCCGCAGGCUGUCCAAGGCUUUCGACUCGCCGUCCGGGAUUCCCUACUCGGACGUGAACUUGAGAUCGGGCCGCGCCUUCAACCCAAGGUCGUCCCCGGGCAGCUCGCUCUCGGAGGCCACGACUCUUCAGCUGGAGUUCAGUUAUCUGACGAAGCUUACGGGGGACCCUUCCUUCCACGGGGCUGCGCAGCGAGCCUCUGACGCAGUCGAGGAAGCGAUCGUCAAGCUUGCCUGGGGGGAGAAGGGCCGAGGGGAGAGGCAGGGGUUAGCUCCUGUUUUCGUCGAUCCCAAGACAGGGCUCUUCGGGGAGUCUGGCGGGGCGGUUGGGACGAAUCGCGGGCUGGUCACUCUCGGCGCGAGGGGAGACUCGUACUACGAGUACCUGCUUAAGCAGUGGCUGUUUUCCGGCAAGAAAGACACCAAGUACCUUCGGAGGUACCAGGAGGCAGUUCGAGCGGUGGAGGCCACGCUGCUUCAGAAGUCCUACCCGGGGGACCUGUGGUUCGUCGGCGAGCUAGUCGGUGAAAACUUCUCGCCGAAGAUGGACCACCUCGUCUGCUUCCUCCCAGGAACUUUGGCUUUGGGCCAAUUGCGAGGGGCGGCCGGGGAGGGCGACGGGCACCUGGCGUUGGCCCGAGAGCUUAUGGAGACAUGCUAUCAGAUGUACGAGCGCACGGGGACGGGUUUGGCCCCGGAGAUCGUGCACUUUAAGACCGCAAAUGGCGGGAGCGAUGGCGGCGGCGGUCAUGGGGAAGACAUGAUCAUCAAAGCGAGAGAUAGACAUAACCUCCUCCGCCCCGAGACUCUGGAGUCGCUCUACUACCUGUACUGGAUUACCGGCGAGGAAGGGUACCGGGAGCAGGCAUGGACGAUCUUCGAAGCCUUCGAGGAGCACUGCCGGGUGGACCGAGGGGGCUACGCCGGGCUCAAAGACGUUACCGACGUGCGCUCGGAGAGGCUCAAUAAGAUGGACACUUUCUUCGUGAGCGAGAGCCUCAAGUACCUGCUGCUCAUAUUCUCGGAGAAAAACCCCCUGCCGUUCGACAGCUACGUCUUCAACACGGAGGCCCACGCUUUCCCGAUUUUCUAGAAGGAUUGCGACAUCCUCCGUAGGUGACACAAGAUUUCACACCCCCUGGACCGGUUUUCGAUGUCCCAUUACUCCAGGUUAGAAAUAGUGGCGGUGCCGAAAAUGGCGGCGUUGGAACCGUCUCGUCUAGAUCUUUCGAAACAACAAUCGCUCGAUUUUGACAUCGCAUUCGUCCGGACGUAGUCAAGCUUUGAAAAAAUUCCAGGGGGUGCGGUAGCUUGCGUCAGCUACGGUAUUUAGUUCUAUACGUCGGAGGGGUCAGCGUCCCGUAAGAGCUGGGUUGCACUCACGUCCAAGGAUGGUGCGAAUGGCGCCCCAAGUUUCCCACAGAAAAAUGAAAAUUGAAUCACGUCGCCGUCGAAGAACAACGCCGCCGGUGAAUGAUUUAUAUAGGUUUCGCCGUCCUUCCACCCCUCCUGCUGUUGCAUGUUAGUUUCCCUCUCAGAGCAAGGUACUUAUGUUAACGUUUUGAACAGGUGACGGUUUGUUGGUGUGUUUUGUGUGAAAUAGUGUUACCUUUUAUCUAAUGUGUGCAUUUCUUGUGCUGCCGCUUUUUUGGGCUGAUGUAGAAGGAUCAACCUUUUUUUGCCAAGAGCAACCGAACAAAAGUGGGCCAAGUAGAGAUGGUAGACAAGGCCCUAACCGUUGUGUUUUGCACGUCACAGCUGCAAUGUCAACGUUAAUGGUGGCUGUUUCUUUUUGGGGCAUGGUAAGAACCGCCGAGCACGCUGCCCUUCGCGUACCCUCUUGUGAGCGGAGAAUUUGUGGUCUGCCA
Ectocarpus sp. CCAP 1310/34 is the source of this 3259-nucleotide messenger RNA. The record is from the annotation of a GenBank genome assembly. NCBI's taxonomy places the organism in Eukaryota, Phaeophyceae, Ectocarpales, Ectocarpaceae.